AUGGACCCCGGAGCCCGGCCUGCUUCCUCUGAAUCACAGCGGGUGCGGUUCGAGCUGCGGUCCGUUCGGCUGAUGGUGACGACGAUGAUGAUGGUAACAGUGCUGAUGAAGAUGAUGAUGGCGGUGUGCAACACCAUGCUUUCCCCGCUGCUCCCCGCGCUCUGCCUGCUCUGCUUUGUCCAGAGUUCGUCGACCUUCCUCGUCUCCGUGAACGACGACGGUUUGAUCGUGGCGGCUCUGGAGCACUCAGACCUGCAGGAGAACGUGACGGCCUACGCUGCCCAGGUCUCUGGAGAACCCAGACUGACCCUGGUCCAAUUUGUGAACUCCAGCGAGCCGCUGCUCUUCAACACGUCCUUCCACGGUCUCUGCUACACUGUGGGACUGCUGGUCAAACUGGGACAGAGCUGGUCCAGACCAGUCAAGACCGUGCCCGUCCUCACCAAGCCCCUCCCCGUCCGCAGUGUUCAGAUAUCAGACUAUAAAGAGUCUCCAGAGACAGGUGUGGUGUUUGAGAUCGAGCCUCCGGCAGGAAACGUCUUCAGCAGAGUCAACAUCAGCUUCAGUGAGGGACAGGAGCGACGCUCCAUGCUCUAUAAAGACUUCUACAAAGGGAAGACGGUGUUCAAACACUGGUUACCGGGGGUGUGUUACCGGAACAUCACCUUCCAGCUGAUCUCUGAGGCCACCGUGUACCAGACUGCUCUGGUUGCACACAGUGACAUCACACACACACCUGUUCACCACAGGACAGUGCCCUACCCCCCCCUCAACAUUUCCCGUAAGAUCGUGCACCUGAGCCAGAGGGCGGGUCCAGGUGAGGCCCCCAACACGGUCCCUCCUGAGGGGAACCAGGAGAGUGGGCGGGGCUCCCGUCGAGCCCGGGACGUCCCGCUGAUGGAGGAGCAGGAGGAGGAGAUGCACACUGACGACAACUCUGAGGAGGCGGCAGGAGUUUCCACCCAGAUUGCCUUCAACCCCCCGCAGAACCUGACGGGGCCCACCGCUGCCCCCGACCGGACCCCCAACCAGACUGCGGAGACUCAGAACUACUGGCUGGACCCCACUGACCCGUCUCCGGCCGACAGGGAGGAUGAGUUCGUCAACGCCGUGGUGUCGGAGUACGAGGACUCCAAUGAGCCGGGGUCAGCCAUGGGUCUCCCCUCCGACCCCCCCGUCCUGCCCACCAGACUGCCCCCCAUCCUGCUGGAGCUGCGCUGGCUGCCCCCCAGACCCCCCACCAGCUACGACGGCUUCAACAUCUACAUCUACAGAGACGGGAAUUCGACAGAAACAGCGACUGUGGAUGAAAACACUCAUGAGUUCUUCACUGAACUCACGGAACAAGGAACGUACCGAGUCCAGGUCGCCACCCUGAGCUCGUCUGGAGACUGUGAGGCCAGAGAGAGCGCCGCCGACACCGGGUUCACCUUCUACCUCGGUCCUGGUGGCGAGCUGCUGGAGGAGCUGAGGGAGCGUCCUCAGGCCGUCAGCGUCCGGCUGCUGGAUUCCAGCACCGCCGCCGUGUCCUGGGCCUCGUCCUCCGAGAGCCACAACGGCAGCCUGGUGUCAGUGGUUUCUACGACCUGCCUGAGACCCAGUCUGAGCCAGAGGAUGGAGAACACCUACUGCAGCGAGGAGAACUCGACGAGUGAUGUCAUCUCUAACCUGACCCCCGGCGCUCAGUACAGGGUGGUGGUCUAUCACACCAACGGACCCCUGAUCAGCCCUCCGUCUGAGCCCGUCAUCAUCGACAUAGAGCCCACUGGCGUGCGGGAGCUGGCUGUUUACCCUCUCAGUCCCACGGCGGUCAUCCUCAGCUGGCAGCGUCCGUACCACGUGGCGUUCAGGAAGUACAUCCUGCAGACCUUCUUCUUCAACCCCGUCACUCUGGCCUCGGAGUGGACCACCUACUACGAGAUUGCCGCCACCGCUUCCAUCAUCGCCUCCGUGAGAGUCACUGACCUGCUGCCCGCCUGGUAUUAUAAUUUCCGUGUUUCCAUGGUGACGUGGGGCGACCCGCCACUCAGCUGCUGCGACAGCUCCACUGUGAGCUUCGUCACAGCCCCGGAGGCUCCUCACAUCUCCUCGGUGGAUUACUCUCAUGGCGUUCUGUACGUUCGUUGGACGUACGGUGAACUGUUCAUCGACCUGUCACACUCCAGGAUGCUGCACUGGCAGGUGGUCGCCGUCGGCAAGAAGGGACCUGAGAAGAGCUACUCCAUCGACGUGACUCGUAACGCGAUGCGGGCCAGCCUCCCUCUGCCUCCAGGUGACAUCUACAACCUGACGGUGACGGCGUGCACCGAGCGCAGCAGGAACACCUCCAUGCCCAACAUCAUCAAGCUAGAACCGGCUCCUCCCAGGUCUCUGUACGCCGUCAACGCUACGCACUCGUCCGUGACUCUGCUGUGGACCGAGGAGGGAGUGGUCGACUACUACCAGGUCCUGUGUCGACCCAACAAGGCCAGCAAGGAGCUCAAGGCCCGGGAGCCUCAGGUGUCCAGCUCUCACGUGGUGACGGUUUCUGGUUUGAUACCCUCGUCUUCCUACAACUGCACCGUCACCAGCUUCAGCUACAGCACGCCCAGCAAACCUGCUCACAUCAGCAUCUCCACCACAGCUAAAGAGAUGAACCCCAGCGUGGCGGCGAUCUCGGCUCUGGCCGUCCUCAGCAUCCUGCUCAUCAGCCUGCUCGUCCUCUUCCUACUCGUUCUCCGUAAGAAACACCUGCAGAUGACCAGAGAGUGUGGAGCUGAGACCUUCGUCAACUUCGCUUCGUUUGAAAGAGACGGGAAACUUCCUUACAACUGGCGAAGAAGCCUCUUUGCCUUCCUUACCCUACUGCCAUCCUGCCUUUGGACUGACUAUCUUUUGGCUUUUUAUAUUAAUCCUUGGAGCAAGACAGCUUUAAAGAAACGGAAGCUAACAAGUCCGGUGCAGCUCGACGACUUCGACGCCUACUUCAAAGAAAUGAGCAAAGACUCCGCCUACAAGUUCUCUCUGCAGUUUGAGGAGCUGAAGAGCGUCGGCCUCGAUCUUUCCCAUGAUGCAGCUGACCUGCCCGUCAACAGACCCAAGAACAGAUACACCAACAUCCUCCCCUACGACUUCAGUCGAGUGAAGCUGAUCUCGAUGCACAACGAUGAAGGUUCAGACUACAUCAACGCCAACUACAUACCUGGAUACAAACAUGCUAAAGAGUACAUCGCCACUCAGGGUCCUCUGCCUGAGACCCGCAAUGAUUUCUGGAGGAUGGUUCUGCAGCAGAAGUCUCCCAUCAUCGUCAUGCUCACUCAGUGUAACGAGCGACGGAGGGUGAAGUGCGAUCACUACUGGCCGUUCACAGACGAGCCGGUGAUGUACGGAGAGAUCAGUGUGGAGAUGCUCUCUGAGUCCGAGUCUCCAGAGUGGACCAUCAGGAAGUUCAGACUGGGAUAUGCCGACGAGACUCAGGACGUCCUCCACCUGAACUACACCUCGUGGCCGGAUCACGGCGUCCCAACGGUCAACGCCAUCGAGAGCAUCCUGCAGUUUGUCCACAUCGUCCGUCAGCAGGCCAACAGGACCAAAGACCCCAUCGUAGUCCACUGCAGUGCUGGAGUGGGCAGGACCGGGACCUUCAUCGCUCUGGAUCGUCUCAUGCAGCACAUCAGAGAGCACGAGUUCGCCGAUAUCCUGGGGAUGGUGUCAGAGAUGAGGUCACACCGUCUGUCCAUGGUCCAGACCGAGGAGCAGUACGUGUUCAUCCACCAGUGCGUCCUGUUGAUGUGGCAGAAGAAGAAGCAGCAGUCCAUCACCUCUGAUGUCAUCUACGAGAACGCCAGCAAGACAUAAUGAUGAGAGUCCUCCAGACGCUGUGAACACGCCCGACCUCCUGUGCUUCAGGCAUCCAUUCUCUGCAGAAGAAGAUUCGCUUCAUCAUCAGUAUCAAAAAUAAAACAAACAUCUCAACGACGCCAGAGGAAAAAAUGGAUCCAGUUUUUUGUUUGAAUUAGUGUUAAAGCUCGGGGGACGGAGUUCUGCCUUAAGGAGCCUUCACUGACUGACCGACAUGUUCGACCACAACCCGCCCUCUGAACUGGACUGACUCACGUCAACGUGGGGCGGGGGGAGCGUUAACCGGCUCCGUCUGCUGAUUGGACGUCUGCGCUGUGUCCGUCCUCGUUCAGACGACGAGUGGGUGGAGCUGAGUCAGCAGUUUCUCAUUUUAUUUAUGUUUUUAAUCUCAGGAGUCGCUGAAAAACCAGCAAGCACAUCGGCCUCUUCCUCCUCCUCCUCCUCCUCCUCCUCCUCCUCCUCCUCAUUGGUUAGUCUGUGUGUUCACCUUCUGCAGCUGCAGCCGUCCUGGUUGUAGAUACGUCACACACUGCCAACACACAAACACUGGACUGAAACAUGUCGACGAUUAAACUCCAACAGCGCUAACAUGCUAACGAGCUGCCAGGACCGCUGCACAGGAAACACUCACUGAAUCAACCCAGCAGGCGUUCGACAGAAGGUCGAGUUUGGACCAACGAUGAGCACAAAGUUUAAAGUCUCCACAUGCUGACGCUGCUUUUUAAUUUGUGAAUUAUUUGCUGUUUUUUAAUCAAACACUAAAAACGACUCAAAAUGUUUUGGAGGAACUUCCUGUUUCAGUCCAGGGUGAAGACGCCAACACUGACAAAAAAUAUCUUGGAGGUGAAAUCACCCUUUAGUUUGAACUUGCUGAAAGUUUCAGAUUUAAAGCAGCAGAAGAAGAAAACUUUGUCCUGGUUUCUCUGAACGCAUCGACACGUUUUUAUUUGGUCGAAUCAACGUCGAACACGUGAAUGUUUGCUGGUCUGCACAAAACUAAAGGGCACAAAACAGUGGAAGGGAACGGACGCCUUUCUGUGGAGCGCCGCCGUCCCGCCAUCAGAGGCCAGUUUAGAGACUGUGGUCGUAGAGCUGUAGUUUGUAUUUGCACUGAGGACUCGGAGCUGCCGACUGAAGAAGGGAAGAGUUUCUGUUCAGACGUGUCGCUCCACGUCCGUCCUCUGCUCUGAUGAAGGACGAGAGGUUUGUGAACAAUCAGCAGAGAAAUGAUCGUAUCUGACGUCGCUCACCUGGAGACGGACGAGAGACUGUUGCUCGGUGAACUGCCAAAACCACUAAGACGUGACAUCAACACCUGAGAUCAGGUUUCCCGCUCUGAUUCUGAAGGCGGGAAAUGACAGAAACAUAUCUACUCAUCAUCUCUGGAGCCGUUCAGGGGCCCAGACAUCAUUUCUGUUCUCAAAAUAUCAACAUGUAAACACUUAAUAUCAAUUUAAUAAAACUCUGUCAAACAUACAAAAAACAAAACGUUUACAUUUUAACUUUGAGACACAUUCACUGAUUUUGUUGCAGCGCCCUCAUUUUUUUAUUUUUUGUUAUGAUCAAAAAUUUGUUUCCACAGCAAAUAUAUUUAAUCCUCAGACACUAUUCUAAACUUCAAAUGUAAUAUUUCUCUACACUUUUCAGAUCAUUUCUGAAAAUGAAUGGUGAAAGUAACAAAUUGGUUUAUUUCCGACAUUAUACAGCUGGAUUGAUUUUAAAUAAAAAUCUAUCAAUUUAAUUAGACACACAUUAGAUGGAAAUUGAGUUCAGUGUCCCGUUUAAUAAAAUGUAGUUUUCCACAAUUUUCAUUUAAUUCACAAUAUUUGAUAUAAUUCCCCAAAUACCAAUAAAGUGACCAUAAAAUUCAUGUUCAAACUUUAUUUAUAUAGUUUGUCCUACAUUUACAUUUGAAAUGAAAAUUUUAAUAUUGAGCCCAGGUUUGCUUUUACAAAAUUUGGGCUAAUCAUCAGUCCCACUGUUUUUUAAUCUGUAAUGUGUUAAAUGCAACAACACGGUUGUGGCAUCAGAAACACUAACAUCUGUGACCUUAACAUUUUUAUAAUGCUGCUACAUUUAGGUCAUAAACCCAAAAUGUGUUAUUGCACUGCUAACUAAAUUAUUUUUAUCUCCUAUAUUUUGUGAAUUAAUCUUCCAAAAGAAUCUAUAUUGAAAUAUGUUGUAGUGACCUCAGAAAUGAUGUAAUAAACACCAGAUUGUGAGAUUGAUUUUGAUGCAGAGCCUGUAAAUCAACAUGUAAUUUGGUUUGUGAGAGUCUGGGUGUGAUUCUCUCACAUUGUUGGACAGUUAAUGAAAUUUUUGGGCGUCGUAACAGAAUCAGUGAGUGUGAUAUUAAAAAUAAACAGAAACCUAUUAGAGUUUACACUGGGUUUUUCUGGGGCCCCUAGUGGCCCCUGGUUUGAUCCCGGCUCGGGUCAGCUCUCCACAUCUGUCUUGAACUCACGACUUCUGUACAGAAACUAGUCGUGAAGCCGUUCGUCUGCUCGUUCAUCAUAUCAGAGUUAUUAACGAUGAUUUGUCAUUUUCCAUCUUUCUACUGAAGAUUUGACUGAAGGCCAAAAGAAAACUCACAUCUGUCACUUCCUGUUGACUGUAGAGAAUGUCUACUGAACAGACGAGUGGUCGACCUUUAACCUUUUACACUCCAUUCAGGAUGUACAGGGUGUCGUCAAAAUAAGAGCACAGCACAACACCGUUCCCUUCAGUCCAAUAUAAAAUACAUUUUCCUACAUUUAUGGUGUUUGUUUUAAAUGCACGUUACAAAUAAACUUGAUUUGAUUGAUUUAAACAGAUAAGAUUUAGUUCUGACACCAGCGUUUACUCAGCACCUCAGUAAACGCUGUCAGACUUUUCUGUAGAAAUAGUUUUACUUUGGAAAUACAGUUUCCUAGAAAAACUAUUUUGUUUUAGUCAAAUUUUGAUAGUUUUUCUUUAAUUGACUAAUUUCUCCAAUAGAUCAGUGUUUAAUAAAAUACAGUAUUAAAUUGUAUAAUACUAUAAGUACAUUAAAUUAAGAUUUUAAGAAAUACAUUCAUCCAAUUAUAAUUUUAAUCUCAAAAUUUGAUAUAACAUCCCCAAUUAGUAAAAUAUUGUAUUACACCCCUCAAAGUUUUUAUAAAUGCACAUUUUUUAUCGAACUCUCCAACUUAAUGCUAAUUUUAAAAAACUGGUUUGGAACCCAAAGUAUUAAAUUUUAAUAAAAGAAAAAGCUGUUUCGUUAUUUUGACGACACCUUGUUUGUAAUUUGUAGAAAAUUUUAAUUAACGAAUGUUUGUAAAGAAGUCGUCUGACACGUCAGUGUUGACCUGUGAAAUGAUUCGUCCUUGUUGCCUUGCGGUUCAAACACCUGAAGUCUGUACCUGUUCUCCGUCUCGGACCCUCAGAGGUUCGGUACUUUGGUCGCCACUCGAUCUGAACUAGGUUUCAUUUCACUAUUAGAUAUCAAAUGUACUGUACAUACUACUACUGCUUAACUAUUCUGUUUCUACUCGUCAUUACAAAGUAAUUCUUGUGGAAAUGUUGCUUUAGAGGUUUGUUUUUUAAAAGUUGUUGUAUAUGUGAAUCAUCAUUACCUGAGCCAGAAGCUUCGUUCUCUCAUCACUACAAUGGUUCGGGUUCUCGGGGCGUCAGCGUCGACGUGAACGGACAAACACGUGUUUGGAGAACUUGUCUGUGGCCGGAGAAACACUCUUUGGUUCAACUGUCACAAGAAAAAAGAAAAAAAGAGAAUAAAAACUGACAGACAACCUGCAGACAAUGUCCUGACGCUCAGCACUGUACACUCUUCUACAAUUCUUUCUCUUGCUUAGUGUGUGUCCAGUCAAACUUGUACGUCAUUGGUGCCAUUCUUGUGCAUUGUGUCACUUAAAAUUUGAGGGAUGAUCCUGAACUCGGAUCAUCAUCACAGAGUUUUAAUGUGUGUGUGUUGGAACAAAAUAAAAUGUUGCAGUUA
Seriola dumerili (greater amberjack) is the source of this 7813-nucleotide messenger RNA. It is a transcript of the gene ptpro, whose product is annotated as protein tyrosine phosphatase, receptor type O. The record is from RefSeq and is a predicted model, not a curated record. Bases 1 to 3837 code for a protein of 1278 amino acids. Gene Ontology annotation, molecular function: cadherin binding; Wnt-protein binding; protein tyrosine phosphatase activity. Gene Ontology annotation, biological process: peptidyl-tyrosine dephosphorylation involved in inactivation of protein kinase activity; regulation of glomerular filtration; axon guidance. The transcript has 28 exons. Gene Ontology annotation, cellular component: glutamatergic synapse; GABA-ergic synapse; plasma membrane. NCBI's taxonomy places the organism in Eukaryota, Metazoa, Chordata, Actinopteri, Carangiformes, Carangidae.